Molecule: messenger RNA, 23996 nt
Organism: Habropoda laboriosa
Lineage: Eukaryota; Metazoa; Arthropoda; Insecta; Hymenoptera; Apidae
Gene: Msp300
Product: nesprin-1
Exons: 39
Biological process (GO): nuclear migration
Cellular component (GO): cytoplasm; meiotic nuclear membrane microtubule tethering complex; nuclear outer membrane
Molecular function (GO): actin filament binding
Source: RefSeq, a predicted model, not a curated record
AAGGCGAAACAAGUGUGUGUCGUGGUGUCGCGGUGAGGUUCGGGACCGGCUAGACGAGACCGGGAGGCGCCGCAGCCGAUGUACUACGUGGUGGUGCGCGUACCAGCAGUAGCAGGGUGUGGUGUACGGAGAACAGGUGUCCACGAUAGAGGAACUCGAGCGUGAAACAGCGAGAGACACGCCUGAAACGGCGAAAGUGGGGAGGAGACCCAAGGUGCGCGUUCGACAAUAUGAAUUUUCAAGCGGGCCAACCUUAACGUAUCGCUACCUCGAGAGGCGAACGUGCCCUCCGAAUACGGCCAGCUCCCGCUGGUAGCAGCUGUGUCCGACGGGGCGUGAUGUCGCAGACACCGCCGAAGAACUCGAGUCCAGCCGGCAGCCGGCCGAGUCCUGGCAGCCCGAGCACGUCACGUGGACCGCGGCUCAGCGACAGAGUGAACUUUUUCGUGGAUCUGUUCGAGGACAAGGAGGCCAGACGGAACGUGGCACAUUUUCGUUCACCCACCGCCAAUCCUAGACCGUCGUCCAGAGCGAGCGACUCCUCGUUCGAGGAGAGCUUCGAGAAAUUGGUGGAGGAGGGUGAAUUGAACGGGUCGAAGGUGGUCAAGUUCGAGAAGAUCACGGUUAGAAAGAGCGUGAGAGAGAUCAGCGGCAGCGUGUCGUCGCAGCAAAAACUGCUGACGGAGUCUAGUAGAACGCCGAGCGAAGAGCACACCCUCGAGGAUUCUGCCUAUCAGAGUCACAGCCACGACGCGCCUAAUCAUGGAAGCAAAUCGAGCUCCGUUGGAUCUUUCGCCAGAUUCCCAUCGGAGGAGAGUUUGUCGCAGAGGAGGGGCAGCAGCCCUCAGCAUCAUCUACUACUGGACGAUCGAACGUCGUCCGAGUGGUACGCCAAGUGCAUGGCCCGAAGCUUCCAGAACGUCGCUAGUAGGAUCGAAUACGUGCGCAGUAAGAGCGAAUACGAUGCACACAUCGCUGAGAUUAAAGACGAACAAGAACGCGUGCAGAAGAAGACCUUCGUCAACUGGAUCAACUCCUACCUCUCCAAGAGAUCGCCACCGCUUCGAGUGGACGAUUUGAUCGAGGACCUUAAGGACGGCACUCGCCUACUCGCGCUCCUCGAGGUUCUGUCCGGUGAGAAGCUGCCGGUGGAAAGAGGCCGUAACUUGAAGAGACCGCAUUUUCUUAGCAACGCCAAUACCGCGCUGCAGUUCUUGCAGAGCAAGAAGAUUAAGUUGGUGAACAUAAACUCGUCGGACCUGGUUGACGGACGACCGCCCGUCGUGUUGGGCCUGAUAUGGACUAUCAUCCUGUACUUCCAGAUCGAGGAGAACACCAGAGCUUUGGAGUAUCUUGGACAUACGUGGGGCAGCCAGAGCAGCUUGGAGAGUCUCAGCACCCAAGGCUCGGCGACCAGCGAGAGGAAACGUAUCAGCAGUGAGAAAUGGAAGCAGGGAGCGAGGAAGACUCUGUUGCAAUGGGUCGCCAAUGCUCUGCCAAAGGAUAUACAAGUGCGCGACUUCGGCGAGAGUUGGCGCGAUGGCAACGCGUUCCUCGCCAUCAUCGAUGCGAUCAAGGCGAACCUGGUGAACAUCGCGGCCAUGAGGGAGGCGACGAACAGAGCUCGCCUAACGACAGCGUUCAACGUAGCCGAAUCAGAACUCGGUAUCGCGAAACUCCUCGAUCCAGAGGACGUGGACGUUCCUCAGCCUGACGAGAAAUCGAUAAUGACUUACGUCGCUCAAUUCCUCCACAAAUAUCCGGAACCAGGAUCAGCAGCUUCCGAUUCGUUCGCUGCUGUUCAAAAAGAAUACGACGCGUUGCUCAGCUGGCUCUACGAGAGAUUGAAUUAUUUGGAACAGAUGGGCAACUUCCCGGCCAAUUACCAUGAGUACGCACCUUUGAAAGCGGAAUUGGAGCAACAGAGGAUUGUGUAUAACAAGCUGGAGCGCCUUGUGGAGACACCUAGCAUGAUAAGUAUCACGAUGGACUCUUGGAGGCACGUGCAGAACUUGUGGAAAACCUUGGAGAUGCACAUGUUACACUGGCUAUGGCUGCUGGACUCCUUUUUACCAGGUGAAUUAGGCGUGGUGGGCAGAUGGCUACGUCACGCCGAGGAGAUGUUGCUCUCCGACACGGUGAUACCGGAAGAAAUGACAGAGGAGACAGCUAACAUAAUCUCUAACAAACUUGAGGAGCACAAGAAGUUCUUCCUCGAUCUUCCGUCCAUGACGGAGCGGUUCCAUGCGGCGAAGAAUUCUGAGAUCGCGCUACAAGUGCAUCCUCAACAACUGAACGAAAUGGCAGCUAGAUUGGAGAGUCUGCCUGAUCGAGCCGCGAAACGUAGAAUUCGAUUAAAGUUCCUGGAGCACAAGUGUUGCCUUAUUGCUUUCUUGUUCCUAGUCGAGACGAAGCUGAAGGGUUGGAGCGUGAAAUAUGGCACCGAGGAGAGUGUUCACCAGAUGCUCGAGCAGUAUAGGAAUUUCGUAUCUCGAAACAGAAUUUUCCAGGAGUUCCAGAAGGCCUACCUGGAUAUGCAGCAAGUAGUCGAUGACUAUAAACGCGAGGGCAACGUUGAAAAUAAUUGUAUUAGUCUUUCACUUGGAAUCAUAAAUGAAACAUUCUUGAAAAUUAGAAAUUAACGUCCAUUUUUCUCUGUCCGUUACGUGCAAAGUAUGCUAGAAGAAGUUGUGGCCUAUUGGCGUCGCUGGAACGUCAUCUCCGACGAGUUCGAAGCCUGGUUGAUUCGAGCUGAACCUGCCUUGAACCUUCCCGAAGAAGAAAAGAUGGAGUUCUUCCAGGAUAUAAGCGUGUGGAAGGACAAACACCAGCAACUAUCCGACACCGUGACAUUCUUGAUUGCAACAUCCGACGAACCAGUUGCUCUACAAUUGAAGCAACGUUACACGAACCUAACGACCAAAUGGGAGAUUCUAUUCCAAGAAGCUAAACAGUACAUGCACGCCGGUGACGUGAUAAGAAACAGAAAGGACUACAGAGCAGGCGUGGAAAACCUGCAGAAAUGGCUGAGAAACGUCGAAUCAGCUCUGUCGGCCACCGACUUAACCACCACUGAGAAGAUCAAAGCCUACGGCGAGAAGCUUCAAGUGUUCCACAACGAAGUGGAAGGAAUCGAGGAUCUCUUCAAGAGUAUCAGCAAGAAAUUCCAAACCCUGAUACAAGAUCUAUCGCGAGACGAAGUGGACAAGAUGAUGAACACCUUGAAGAAAGAGAAAGAAGCUCUGGUUAAAGUCAGAGCUCUGAUACCGAUGCAACUUCACCUGUACCAUCAGCUACUCGUUCAGCAAGAGUCUCUGGAGGCUGGACAGAAGGAGAUAGCUGCUUGGUUGGACGAAGCAGAGAAGAUGUUGAGUCACACCGACCUGUCAGGUGGCAGAGAGCACAUUCUAGCUCAGUUGGAACGUCACAAGGCCUUCUUCUCCAGAACACUCUACUACAAAUCCAUGCUGGAGUCCAAGAACAAAGUGUUCACGAGUAUAGUCAAGUCUGUGGACAGUCACGCCGAUGUGAGCACAGCGGAAGGUGGCAAAACGUUGAGAGAAUUGAACGACAGAUUCAACCGAGUGUCUCAGGCAGCUCAAGCCUGCGAGCAACGACUUCAAGAAGCGCUGAAAUGUUGGGGCAAGUUCAAAGACAGCGAGAGACAGAUCUGCGAAUGGUUGUCGGUCGCGGAGACGAUGAUGAGCGACAAACACAUCGACAACAAACGAUCCAUAGAGUAUCACAAGAAUUUCUUCAGCAACGUGAACGAGAAAUGGAUUCAGGAGUUCGUGAACGCUGGUCAAGACUUGAAGAACAUUCUACCUAUAGAGAGGCAAGCUCCGAUCGUCGAGGCUGUCGAAGCUUUGCAGAAACGUUGGAAAGAGGUGUUGACGUUCGCUCCUCUUCACCUGAUGAGACUCGAGUUCCGUCUGGACGAGACCACGUUCCUGCAGUAUCUGAAGGAGAUCGAGAUGGAGAUCAACUCGGAGCAACAGGCUCUGAUGAAGAACGACAACGUGGAGAGCAUACUGCAGAGGAACAAGGAGUUCUUCGUGAAUCGUGGCACCGUUAUCAAGGUGGAGAAGUGCCUGCAGACCCUGAAGAGGAUCAGCCACGCUUACAGCCAGAUGAAACCAGGUGACAGCAGCUUGGUCGAGGCUGCUCAGAACGCCGAACAUCUAUGGGAGGAUUCUGCUCAGAGAGUGGAACAUCUGAGGGAACAAUUGAAACAAGUGCCUGAGCAAUGGGCUGCCUACAAGAAGAAAUUCGACGAGAUGGUGCGAUGGAUGGACCACGUGGACAGCAAUCUGAGAACGAUAUUGCACGAGGUGAACACUCUGGAGGAGUUCGAGACGGAGAAAACGAUAUUCCAGAAAAUAUGCCGAGAGGCGGACAGCAAGCGCGAAGAGAUGAAGUGGUUGGUUCAAACCCUGGACAGUCUGACCUCGAAUCGUUCGGACCACGAGGCUCUGUCCGAACAGAAUCGUCUGGAGCAACUUAUCUCCCGUUACAAGAAUCUGAUACCCACUAUAGAGAUCACCAUGACGAAAACCGACAUCUACUCGAAGAGUUACACCUACAGAAAGGAGGUUCGCGAAGUGUGCACCCUUCUGCGUAAAGUUCGCGACCAGUCGAAGGUCGACGUGGUGUCCGAGAGUCCGGAGACUCUGCACAGUGCUGUGACUCAUCAGGAGAGUCGUCUGAGCCAAUUGGAACAACAGAGACCCAGCAUCGUCAGCAUGUUGCAACGCGGCAAGGAUCUUCUCAAGGAUCAACACACUCCGCCGUUUGUAUCGUUGGAGGUUCAACAACUGGAAUCCAACUGGAACGACACCUAUGGACAAAGUGUCGAGACGUUGAAAUCCCUGAAGAGCUCGCAGAAACUGUGGAACACCUACACGGAGCAAAAAGAGGAGAUCUUGAAGCUGAUCGAGCAAGCUGACGAAGAAUUGAGAAAAAUCGAGUCGACCAGAUACUACGACGCUUAUCAAGUAUCGUCCGAUCUUCACAGCAAGCAAGAUUUCUAUUCUACCUUGAGGAAAUCCGCAGAAGAGAUGCUGAAGAAGCUGCAAGAAACGUACAGUCAGUUAACGGAUAUCGCACCUGCGGAAAAGAAGAAAAUAUUGAGAAAAGAGAUCACACACACUGAGAAGAGAAUGGAGACCACCCUGAAGACUGUCCACGAGAAAGUUGUCUAUCUUCAAGAACACAGCACCAGGUGGAACAACUUCCAGACUAAGUUGAACGAAUUGCAACUGUGGACUCAACAGAGUGCUCCGCAGUCGAUUGCUGAUACCGAGUAUUUGACUACCACUCCUGAAGAGAUGGUUCAUAGAACGGAGAGAUUGCAGAAGGAGGUCCGUGAGAGGAGUAAGACCCUCAAGUUCCUCGAAGAGGAGUCGCAGAAACUCGUACAAGAUGGAGACAACAGUCUUCAAGGCAGACAACUACGCAGCGAAAUAAUAACCCUAGAGAAAACCAUCGAAACCCUGCAGAAGAGCAUCGUGGUCCAACGCGAAACAGCCACGGAGAAUCUGCAAACGUGGAAAGACUACGAGAAAGGAAUAAAAAAAGUGAAACCUCUGAUCGAAGAGGCGGAAUCGAAAACAGCUACCAUAGGCAGCAAACCCUCGACCCUAUCUCAAGCCGUUCAGAUGCUCGAGACUGCCAAAUCCUUCGAGACACGACUACAACAAUUAUCCCCUCAAAUUCAAGACUUAUCUCAGAUCAGCAAACGAAUAUCCGGCAAAACUUCAGCCUCCGACGAGGUCGACGCUAUUCAGACACGUUGGAACGCCGUUCACGACACAGCCGUGCAAACGAUCACUAAACUAGACAAACUUGUCACCUCGUGGAACAACUUCGAGUCCGAGAUACAAGAGUUCACCGAAUGGUUGGAGCAAUCUGAGAGAGCGGUGCUUAUCGAACCGAGCACUGAAACAGCAGCGGAAAUCGAGGUGCCGGAGAAAGAACUACAACGAUUGAAGGACUUCAACAAAAGUAUAUCCGACCAUCAGGCGCAGUUAAUUUCCCUAACUCAAGUUUCUGAUCACAUAAGUCACGGAUUAUCGUUGGAUGGAGCGACGAAUCUGAAAGCUCGCGUGUCGGACAUUAAAUCUCGCGUGAGCAAGCUCGCCGACACUGUGAGAUUACAGAUAAACAAAGUCUCCGACACUCUAUUGGCUCGCCAAGAGUUCCACAUGAUGAUCACCGACUUCGAGAACUGGAUGUCGCGACUGAGGUCCAACAUCACAGAGAUCAGCGACGCCACAGUCGACACCGUCGACACAAACCUUCAGGCCGUGUACGCUUUCAUUCAAGAGCACUCCGAGAAGCAGCCGAGUUUCGCCGCGAUCUACAAAGAGGUGACAAAAUUGUGCCCGAAGGAAUCAGCCAAGCAUGCAGCCACUCUGACCGAAACUUACGCCAACUUGGAGAAGCAGUACGAGGAUCUGGAGAACGAGCUGCAGCAGAAGAAGAAGGGCUUCGAGAAGUGGAUAGAGCUGUUGAGUUGGUUGAACGAAGCGAAUUCUCAGAUGAGUCACUGCAAGUACGAAGCAGAGGCUAGGAAACCGACUAUCGCCGAUUUGGAGAGAUUCUCGACGGAGGUACAAGCUAUACACGACAAGGUGAACGAUUGGAAACACCACGUUCUGCCUGACAGCGCUUUCGGGAUUCAGAUCAGAGACAAGCAGGGUAAACCUCUGACCGCGUCAGGAUUAUUGAACGACUUAGAGAAGAAAGCUGAGACGCUUCGACACGAGAUCAAUUCUAAACGCGACAGGCUGGAGGAUCUCGACGCGAGAUUGAACAAUUUCAGGACGUUGCAGCAGACUAUCACGGAGAAGAUACUGCACACACAGAUAGCUCUUCAGGACACGGUGUACAGCGUCGACUCGUGUAAACAGUUGUCACCAGCUGUGGAGAAGAUCGACGAGCUGAUAGAGGAGCACCAGAAGAGGGAGCAAGAGAAGGAGAUUCUUCACUUCGAGGGAAAUUCGUUGAUGAAAGAGGAUCAGAGAUCGACGACGAACAUCCAAGUGGUCCUGUCGUCCGUCGACGCUAACUUGGAGAAAGUGAACGAGCUUCUGCGCGAACAGAGGAAGAAGUACGCCGACAUGGACACAGAUUGGAAGGCCUACGAGGAGGCUAAGCAAAAGUUGAACAAGUCUAUCGAGGAAGCGAACAGCUUGUGCGAAUCGGUGAAAGGAGUGCCUUAUAACGUUGCUGAGUCGAACAGAAACCUCGAGGAGCACAAGAAAGCUCUGGACGUGUUGAAGAAGGGGAAGCAGUUCUUGGAGAAGAUGGACUCGAAGGCGCAGCAAUUGACGAAGGAGGCUUCGCUGAUGCCUAUAUUCAAAUCUGACCUAAUCGAAAACGACCUGGCCGAGGUUAGACAACGGUACCAAGACGCGUGCAACGAGGUGACGGAGAAACUACAGGCUUCUGAGACUCACGCGAUCAUCUGGAAGCAGAUCAAAGAAUCCACGUCGAUCACUACCUGGCUCACUAACACGCACGCUGCUCUCGAUACGGCCUACGAACGAUUACUCGACACGGACAGUUGCCAAGCUAGAUUGACCAGGUACAGAGAAGAGUUGCCCGGUUAUCAGCAGCUCUAUCAGAACGUGGUCGCGAAGAUGGAACAGCUGAAGAAACUGAACAACAACGAGGACAUCCUGACGAUGCAGACGUUGCGUAAAUCGCUGCACGAUCAGUUCAACUUGGUGAAAUCUGCCGCGGACAAGCUGGAGUCGUUGACCUCGACGUUGAACGAGAAAGAGAGGAAGAUAAGGCAAGGGAUGAAGGUGUGCGGCGACGCGAUCUCGAAGAUUCGGGAGGACAUAAUCAAGUGCGACGAUUUAACCGGCGAGAACACCAAGAUCCUCGCUCGUAUCAACAAGUGCCAGGAGCUGAAGAAAGAGCUGGAAGAGUGUAACAAAUCUUUGUCGGUGGUUGGAGAAACGUUGAAGACGAUGUUCACCGAGUACCCGAGCAUCUCUAGAAUGAGCCUGGCCAAGGAGUACGACGCCCUUCAGCUUCGAAGCGAGGGAGUCGCGAAUCACGCGAACAAAGUGAUAGCAACCUUGGUGGCGUUCCUGACGAAACUCUACCACGAGAAGUUCGGAGCUCUGCAGCGUAUGGUGGUGACGUUGAAGGAGAAGGUGGCUUGGUGUGAGCCGGAGCAGAGCAGCGAUCGUUACAACCUCGAGGUGAAAAUGGCGUCGCUGAUGGACGUCGAAGCUGGAAUCGCGGAUUGUAUAGCUAGGAAAGAGGACACCGACAACUCCUUGAAGCUUCUGGCCUCUGUGGAGAGCGCUGAAACGAUGGCUGCGCCGCAAGCCGAACGAGACAAGGUCGAGGCAGAUCUAGAGGCCUUGAAGAGCAGCUACAGCAAGAUCAAGAACGACUUGGAGCGAAAUAUAACUCUGUGGCAACGAUACGAGCUCACCUCCGAGAACGUUUUGUCGUGGCUGAAGGAGAACGAGAAUAAAAUACGAGCCGAAGCGUCUGCUUUGCUGAACUUCGACGAUAUCGAGGAGAAAAUCGAAGAGAUGAGUCAGGUACAGAAGACCGUGAUGGAGUACAACAGCGAGUUGAAAGAAUUGACGACUCUUGCCGAAGAUAUCACGAAAGUGAGCUCCGAGUCUCGCGUGAACCAGUACAUCACUCAUCUCAACACGCGAUACGACUACGUGUUGAAAUUCCUGGCUCAGCAUCUGGAGAAGCUCGGGGAACUGAAGGAGAACAGGGACCAGUACGUAGCGAACAAGAGGAAGCUCGAGAGUUGGAUCGAAAACGCGGAGAAAACUUUGAAAGCUUUCGACGAGAUCACAGGACCGAAACCUAUAACCUUCUAUCAAUCGCGCCUGAACGAGCUAAAGGCGUUCGCCGAGGAACGAGAGGUUGGACAGGCUAUACUGAACCGAACAGCCGAGGCUGGAGAGGCUCUGUUCGCCAGAAUCACGCCGGAUCAGAGAGAGAUAAUCCGAACGGAGAUAAGGAAUUUCCGCAAUCGAGUGGACGCGAUGGCAGAUCGUUCGAACGUGAUCUACAAGAAGAUCGAGAGCGACAUGAUGCACAGGUCCUCGUUCGAGGAUAAAUUCUCGCAGGUGAAACAGUGGCUGAUCGAUUCGCAGAACAAGCUCGGCGAGAAACAGAAAUUGCUACCGACGCUGCAGGAGAAGAAAUUGGCGCUUCAUUUGUACAAGGCUGUGGCACAGGACGUGAACGUUCACAAGAACAUUCUUCAGCAGCUGCAAGACAGAUUGAGCACAGCGCCGGACGACGACGCCAGCGAAACUUUGGCGAACGUGAUCGAGGCGUACGAGAAAUUGUCCAACGAAGUUGAAGGUAGGAUCAACGUGACCGAGAAGUACGUCUCGAAUCACGAGGCUUACCUUCAGACGUUCGAGAAGACUAGAGACUGGAUCAAUACCGUGAUCAACGACGGAACGCCGAUAAUCCAGGAUUUCUCCGUCGAACGAGACACCGCACAGAGCAAGAUCACCGCUAUCGAGAAUCUGUUGCAGGAGAGAGCUGUCGGAGAGAGAAUUUUAGCCGACUGCAACCAGCAAUUGGACAUUGUUCUCGAGCAGACAUCUCUGCCGGGCGAUUCUGCUCUGUUGAAUAACUUCAACGCGCAUAAGAAGCUGUGGGAGGACUUCCUGAAGAAAUGCGUCGCCGCGAGGGACAAAUUGAAGCACAUGCUGAACGAAUGGUCGGAGUUCGAGAAGAUCGUGGAAGGUUUGGAGGCUUGGAUCAAGCAGAUGGAGUCGCAGUUGAAGGAUCAGAGCUUGAAGAGCACCGAGGAAGCGAAGAAAGCUCAUCUGCAGAAGCUGAAAUCCUUGGAGGAGAGUAUCAUCGCGAAAGGAGCUGAGUUCAACGCCGCUAUCGAGAAGAGUCAGAGUAUAGAAGCUGAGGCAGAUUUGGCCACCAGAGUUUCUAGACAGACCACCAAAUAUCAGGCUAUCAAGAAUCAGAUAAAGGAAGCUGUGAUGAGGUACCAUCAGUUCGUGAAGGAGCACAGCACGUUCAACGUGAAGUACGAUCAGCUGUUGAAAUGGAUCACGGAUAUUCAGUCGGAAUUGAAGAAGCACAGCGAGAUUGUAGGCGAUCUAUCGGUGCUUCAGAGUAGACAGAAGUUGAUUCGCGAUCUGAGUGACACUAGAACUAAGGAGAACGCUAGAUUCGAGUCGGUGAUAGAUCUAGGCGAGAAAUUGUACGUUCACACAUCUCCCGAUGGCAGAGAGAUCAUCAGGCAACAGCUGAGAAACCUGAGAUCCCUUUGGGGUAAAUUCUCCGAGGAUCUGCAGGGUACUGUGCAGAAAUUGGACCAAUGUCUAAUGCAGUUCGCCGAGUUCUCGUUGUCUCACGAGCAACUGACAGCCUGGCUCCGCGACGUCGAGCGCGCGAUGCACCAGCACACGGAGCUGAAGUGUACUUUGGAGGAGAAACGUGCACAGUUGCAGAAUCACAAGAUCAUGCACCAGGAGAUCAUGUCUCAUCAGUCUUUGGUCGAGUCUGUGUGCGACAAAGCUCAGCAGUUGGUGGAUCAGACGAAAGACACGUCUCUGAAUAUUUUCUUGCCGUCUAUUAAGCAGCUGUUCCACAAUAUCGUAGCGAAAUCGAAGGAUUUGUUGGAGAACCUGGAUGAUUGCGUCGAGAAACACAACAGAUUCAACUUGCAAGUGAAGGGCUUCUCGGAUUGGUUGAACAGCGAGAAGGAGAAGCUCGCAGAGUGCAACGACGUGACUGGAGAACGAACAGAUAUCACUAGACGACUGGCUACUUUGUCUACGUUGAAGGACGACCAGAUGCAAGGUGCCGAACAGCUUGGAAAAUUGAAGGAACUCAGCGACACUGUGAUUAAGAGGACAGCGCCUAAAGGAUGGGACGCUAUUAACAAAGAGAUCACCAUUUUGGAGAGCAAUCUGCGCCAAUAUCUGAGUGAAAUAGAAUUGGUGGAGGACAAGCAGAAGGCGGCUUUGCAGAAAUGGCAAGAUUUCGAGGAUAAAUUGGAGGCACACACGAAAUGGUUCUCGACGAUGGAAGCUGCGUUCAGAGACCAACAGCUGCAACCGACUUUGCAGGACAAGGAAGCUCGUUUGCAGGCAUUGAAAGAGAAACGCAUGGACGCUAUACUGAAGGAAGAAUCGAAGAUCGACGAGUUUGUCGAUAAAUCUCACAGUCUGCUCCAUGCGAGCGGCGUCGAGCGAAUAAAACCAUUGAUCUCUCAAAUUAGCAACAGAUACCAGCUCUUACACGUGCUGAGCAAAGAGGUAGUGACAAGAUGCGAGAGCAUCGUCGACGAUCAUCGUGCUUACGAGGAGAAACUGAACGUGGUUGGUGCCUGGUUGACUCAGUUGGAGCAAUGUUUGGCCAGUCUGAAGAAAGACGAGACCAGCGGUAACCUCGAGGAGAAAGUUUCUCGCCUGCAGAUACUGUUAACCGAGAAGGAACAGGGUGAGCAUAAAUUGGCAAGCCUAACGUCCUUCGGGGAAAGAAUUCUCGCGGACACGUCGGCUCAAGGAAGAGAGCUGAUCCGACACGAACUGAGACAAGCCAGAGAAAGAUGGGACAAGCUUGUAGAAGGCAUAGCCGAGCAACAGAAGAAGCAAGACGCACAAUCGUUACAGUGGUCCAAUUAUCAAGAGUCUCUGCAACAGAUUCUAGCCUGGUUGGACACUAUGGAGAGAUCUGUGAAACAGGAUUCCUCGAUUACGUGGUCUUCUCUUCAGGAAAUUAAGUCGAAGUUGCUCAAGUGCAAGGCGAUGCAUCAAGAAAUCUUGCCGUACAAACGUAUCAUCGAGGGAGUGUCAGAGAAAGCAAACGCGUUGACGUACACGGCACAAGCUCCGUCAGACGCGCAACAAAAAGCCGCCUCGGUGUCUGAACGAUACGAGGACCUGGUGGAAAUGUCGCAGAAGAAUAUAGCGAACUUGGAGACGCUAUUGGACACGUUCCAACAAUUCCACGAUCUUCAGAAAUCCUACCAGGACUAUCAGAAACAGCAAUGGGAACAUUUGGCUAACUACAGCGACUACUCAGGCAACAAAGCGGCUCUUCAGGCUCAGUUGACUAAAAUCGUGGAGCUGCAGGACGCACAGAGCGAAGGAGAAUUGAAAUUGAACAUUCUCAGUGAACACGUGGCGCAGAGUGCACAUAAUUUGUCACCGAGAUUACUGGAGAGCAUGGAAAGAGAUUUGUCUACUUUGAGAUUCGAGCACAAAAAGUUCGCCACAGCAGUGAACGACAUUAUUCGAUGUAUCGAGGAGAGAAUUCAGCAAUGGAUCGAGUACGAGAACUCUUUGGAACGUCUGUUAACCUGGCUGGCUGACGCGGAGUCUUCUCUGAAGAAUUACUCCUUAAAAAACACUCUGGACGAAAAGCAAGAGCAACUCGAGAAAUAUCAGGCACUGCAACAAAAAGCCUUGUCGUGGGACACGGAAGUGACAGAACUGGUGGCCCUCGGAGACCACCUGGACCAAUCCAUCAUUUUGAAUCUGCGACAAUAUGAAGCGGAGUUCGAGAAGAUGAACGACGAAUACUCGGAGCUGAUGCAGAUCAGCGGAGAAACGAGAUUCUCGGGCAGUGUACAACAGAUAACCUCCCGUUUCAAGUCUAUCCAGGCGACUGCUACGGAACUGGUGAAAAAAUGCGAACAAGCAGUGGCAGACCACGCGGCCUACCUAGAACGCUACAAGCAAUGCUCGGAAUGGUUGGCGAACACACGAGCCACCUAUCAAUCCAUCAAAGACGACCUAAGCGGCACGCGCAAAGACCUAACAUCGAACGUAGCCACGUUGAAAGAUCUUCUAGCCCGUCAAUCAUCGGCGACACUCUUGCUAAACAACACAGUGGAGGCUGGUGAACGUCUGUACUCGACAACCGGCACAGAAGGCAGAGAAAUCGUCCGCCAGCAGCUGCUAGAUCUUCAACAAGCCUUCGAAGAAUUGUACGACAGCGUAGCAUCGACCGAACGCGAACUACAAUCGAAGAUCUCCCGAUGGUCCGGCUUCGACGAGUCGAACGAGGCGUUCGACAAAUGGCUGAGAACCGUAGAGACACAGCUGAAACCUGAAAUCGAGUUGAAGACCACGCUGGACGAGAAACGAGCUCAGUUACAGAUCUACCGUACGUUCUUGCACGACGUUCAGUCGCACCAGCAAGAUUUGCUCGAUCUUCGCGACAAGGCUGACAAUUUACCAGAUUCCACGGAGAAGGUGAAUCAGACGCUGAGAAAACUGAACGAGAGACACGCUACUGUGCUGAAGAGAGCAGCCGCGUUCGUUGAAAGGUACGAGGGCAUAGUGAGCGAUCAUCAACAGUACAGCAAAGCUGUCCUGGACACUCACGAGUGGUUGGACGCUACUCACAACGCUGUUAUCCUAUGGGGAGACUUGGUCACUGCUGUGAAAUCCACGAUAGAAUCGCUGGAGAACAAGGUUCAGCAAUGGAACGAGUUCGAGACGUCGAAAGAGAAGUGUCUCGCCUGGAUGAGAGAAACCGACACGAAGUUACACGCUGUAGACUUGAAAGCUACCUUGCAAGAGAAGAAGGAGCAAUUGGAGGUUCUGAGGACUCUGCAGGGACAGGUUCGAGCGAAGGAAUUAGAGAUAGACGCUGUGACGGAGAAAGCUCAACAGCUUCACAAGAAUAUAACGUCUCGAACAACGCACACGUCUGAACUGAGCACUAAAUACCAGCAGAUAUCGAACAAAGUGAAGGAUCUGAACAGUCGUUGGCAUCAGUACGUCACUACUCAUCAAGAGUUCGACAAUCAGCUAGCCGAGUGCACCAGAUGGCUAGACGACAUCAGACAGAAGCUCGAUUACUGCUCCGACCUAGGUGCCUCCUCUCAGAAAGAUCUGGAGAACAAGAUGGAGAUAGUGCAGGACUUGUUGCUCUACAAAGAGGACGGUUUCGCGAAGGUUCAAGGAAUAGUGGAGCUGGCUCAAGGUGUUCUGCCAAACACAGCCCCGCCUGGGCACAAAGCGAUCAACGACGCUGUUGGAAAGCUGCAGAAACAAUGGAGUGCCUUAGCCUCGAGAAUGUUGGAGACGAAGACCAAUCUCGACGAUUCUAUCAAUAAAUGGGCCGGUCUUCUCGAACAGAUACAAUCGAUGAACAAAACCGUCGACUAUAUGCAGUCAUCUUUGAACGAAUUCCUGCCGUUCCAGACCACCGUCUCCGAGAAGAGGUGUCAACUGGAGCGUAUCAAAGCUCUGGAGGAGAAAGUUCGAUGCGAGAACAUCGAGGUCGACGGUCUGAAGAUCAAAGUAGCCGAGAUGAUCGCCAGUGGACCUCAAGGAUUGGCCGCGUCACAGGCGCAGGGUAUAUUGAACAGGUUCGAUACGCUGUUCGAGAAGAUCAAGUCUCUGCUGGCUGAACGGGAGGAUCAGUACAAGGAUCAUAGGUUGUACAAGGAGGCGCACGACGAUAUUAUCAAUUGGCUGAGCAGAGCUCGCGAGAAGAUUCCGUCGAUGAAGCAGAGGCCUUUGAGCGACAAACUGGCUAUCGAGAACGCUGUCGCUCCUCUGGAAAGCCUUCUGAACAAGAAAGCUCAGGGAGAAUUGCUGGUGGAGCAUCUUCAGCACACUGCGAAUGUAGCGUGCGCGAGUACGAGUCCUCAAGGACAGGAGAUCAUUAAGAACGAGGUGAAAGCUUUGACCGAGAGCUUCGAGGACCUCUUCAGAGAUAUCAAGCAACAGAAGGAUCAAUUAGAGAAGACGGUGAGCCAGUGGCGCGACUACAAGGACGAGUACGAAAGAUUGAGCGACUGGUUGCAGCAAUUCGACAUCCUGAUCAAGGCACAGAAGAACUCUCUGCUACCAAACGUGGCUGAGAAGGAGAAGCAAGUGCAGGAGGUGAAGGAAAUCCUGGAGAAUCUCGUUAAGGGACAGGAGCAGAUCGACAGAUUCAACAAGACAGCCUCCGGUCUUCUCUCGUCUCACUUGGACACCUACGUGAACAACCAGCUUCGCCAUUUGAACUCUCGUUACCAGGUUCAGGUGAACCUCGCGAAAGACGUGCUGAACAAAGUCGAGACUAAUCUAGCUCAGCACAAAGAGUACGAGGCUAACUUGGAGAAGACUCGAGGUUGGAUAGAGAACGCCAGGGAGAUCAUUCGCAAGGGAACCGAAGCUGCCUCCACGAGCAGUCGGGAAGAAUUGCAGAACAGAUUGGACAAUAUUCAGGAAUUGUUGAGGAAGCGAGAAGAAGGUCAGAACUUGGUUCAUCUGACGGUGAACUGUGGGGAGAAGGUGAUGAGAAACACUAGAUCAGACGGCAGAGAGGAGAUCAACGGUUGGUUGAAGGAGAUCCAGAACGAUUGGGAGAGACUGGUGAAGAAGAUCUCCACGACGAAAGUGCAUCUAGAGACGAGUCUCCUUCAAUGGGCCGAUUACAGCUCGUCGUACCUGCAGUUGCAGCAAUGGAUCAACGACAGAGAGGCUAAACUGCAGCAAGUCUGCGAGCAGAAAGUGUCCAAGGCUAGAAAAGGUCUGGCAGGUCUGAGUUCCUUGGCGAUCGGAGAAAGAAAGGCUAAUCUUCGACAGACUAACAGUAUCGUCCAAGACAUCGUGGCGUUCGAACCGAUGAUACAGUCUGUGACUACGAAGGCGGAGGAUCUUCGACAGGCUACACCGGCUACGGAAAUUUCUAUCAAGUACGAAACGUUGAGCAAACAGGCUCAGGAGUUGUACGCGAAACAGAAGGAGACUGUGGAGCAACAUCAGGCGUUCAUCGACAGUGGAAACGAGUUUGUACAGUGGAUAAGAGCAGCCAAGGAGAGGCUUGGGAAGUGUUCGGAGCCUACCGGAGACAAGGAAUCGCUGUCGAAUAAGAUUACACAGCUGAAAGUGCUGCAAAGCGAGCUGCCCGAAGGACAGAAGAAGCUCCAACACGCUUUGGAACAGGGAAAUGCGGCUUGCCAAAUUGCAGACGAGGAGGAUAAGGAAAUUAUCGAGGAAGAAGCGGCUUUCUUGCAGGAAGAGUACGACAGCUAUGUAGACUCGCUGAACAACACCAAGAGCUUGCUGGAGGUAGGAAUAGUGAAAUGGACGGAGUACGAGGACCAAUUCUCAGAGGCCACCGAGUGGCUCACACAGACUGAACAGCUGGUGCAGUCGUUCAACAAACUUCAGGACAGCCUGGAGGAGAAGAAGAACGUACUCGAACAAUUCCAGAUUCACCUGCAGACGUUAUUCGACUGGCAGAAGGAACUGGAUCGAUUGAACAUGAAGGCUCAGAUGUUGCUAGAAACCUGUGCUGAUACUAGAAUCUCUAACGCUAUCACCCAAUUGACCACGAAAUACAACGCUCUUCUGUCCUUGGCUAAGGAGAUAAUGAGACGCCUAGAGCUACAUUAUCAAGAACAUCAACAGCACAAUACGCUGUACCAAGAGUGUCAAGACUGGAUAGAAAGGACUCGCGACAAGUUGGGCGAGUGCAAGGAGAUUCCAAGCACCCUAGCCGAAGUGAACAACAAACUGCACACCUGCAAAGCUAUCAGACAGACCCUGGAACAGGGCCAGAACAAACUACGCUACGCACUCGAACUAAAGGAGAAGGUGAUCAUGAACACCGAGCAGAACGGCGCGGCGAAGAUUCAAGAGGACACCGAGAAUCUUAAGACAGAGUUCGAGAAACUGUUGGUGAACGUGGAAGACAUAAGGCAGAAGCUUUCCGCGAGAGCCAGCGCGUUGGAGGAACUCAACAAGACUCACAGGCUCACCACCGAUUGGAUCGAGGAGAUCGAAGGAAAGAUUCAACCGGACGAAGCGUACAAGAACGAUCUGAGCGAGAAACGUGCAGCUUUGGAGAAGUACAAGACUGUUCAGAGGGAGAUCCAGGGUCACGGUGAAACUAUGGACAGAUUGAAGGCCCGAUUAGCCGAAGAUUCCAGUAUUUCUCUCGGUCCUUAUCAGGCCACCAUCGCUAAAUACGACGAUUUGACCAAGUUGAUCGCCGAGAACAUUCGAAACUUGGAGGAGCAAGUGAUCGAUCACGAGAAGUUCCAGCAGGCUCAGAACGAGGCGGCAGACUGGGUGCGCAACACUCAGCUAGAACUUCAACAGAACUGCGACACCCACGGUGAAAAGGAGCGUAUAAUCGAACGAGAGAACAAAGUGAACGAAAUUAUCGCCACGCUUCCCAAAGGAGGAAUCCUAAUCUCGGAGGUGAUCCAAUUGAGCGACGCUGUGAUCGCGAGUACAGGCCCGGAGGGUCAAGAAGCGAUCAAUCAGGACGUGAAACAGCUGCAAGCCAAUUGGAAAUCGUUGAGAACUCAAUGUCACGACUCUCAGAAGACACUGGCCAACUGUAUCGCCAGUUGGUCCGAAUUCACAGCUGCGUUGGACAGUAUGAAGAGCUGGAUCGACGAUUUCCAGAAGAAGGUGAACGACGAACAAUCGAAAGAGAACAAGACACCGGAAGAUUUGGUGCGUUGCAAGAGUCUGGUAGAGGAAGCUGUGAAACAGAAGCCUGUUCUCGAGGAAUUGAACGACAAAUGCGAAGCUUUGUUGGAGAUGAGCGCGUGUAGCUGGGCUCGCGACAAGACUGUACAGUUGCAGUCAGCUUACACGUCGCUGUUGACCGAUAUGCAGGGCCUGGUUUCUCGGGUAGAGAAAAAUCUGUCGGAUCAUACGGAAUUCCUGAAGGCUAAGAAGGAAGUGGAGGAUUGGCUGAACGUUGCUCGAGGCUCUGUACAAGAUUGCAUGGGCGUUGGAGAUGCCGAAUGGGCUAAGGACAAACUGGAAACCACCAAAAUCGUUGCAACGAGAAUUACCGAGGGCCAGCACCUGAUCUCGACACUGCAGAACGCCUUCAAGAAGGCCAUAGACACCGCUGUUCCAGAGCAACAGGAACAACUACGAUCGGACAUGGCAGGUCUUCUGAUCAGCUGGGAACAAUUGAGCGUGGAUCUAAGCACAGUUCAGGCACAGCUCAAGUCUCUGUUGAAUCGUUGGGACGAUCACACGGAAGCUGACGAGAAGAUGAACCGUUGGCUGGAGGAGACGGAGAAGACUAUCGGGGAGCUUCCGGACACGAAGGGCGAAAUCGCCGGUAUGAAAACUAUACAGGAACGUUGCAAGCACAUUCAAGAGGAAGUUCGCGACAAGAAGACCGAGUUGGAUCGUUUGAUAGGAGAGGCCGGUGAAUUGUCGGAAUUGGCAAAGAACGACACGCCGGUGAAACGAACAUCGGAACUUCUGAAACGUUGGCAGAAUUUGAGCGACACCGUCGACGAGAGGAAGAGAUUGAUAGAGGACGAGAUACGCGAAUGCGGCGCUUAUCACGCUGCUAUCUUGGAAACUGAGAGGAUGCUGUUGCAAAUAUCCUUCCAGCUGAUGGCCUACAAUUCUCUCUACAUCACGAACAAGGAGCAAACGUUGUCGCAGAUCAAGCAACACCAGACCCUUCUCACGGACAUCGAGAAUUACACCAGCGUGCUGGACGAUCUGAAGUUGAAGAGCAACAUGCAAAUAGAACGUUACGUCGCGGUGAAUCCUGGCAUCAGAUCGGUGAUCGAGUCUCGGUUGCAGAACGUUCAAGAGAGCCAUAAUCUCUCGUUGAACAUCGCGUUGCAGAUCAAGGAACGACUGGAGGAAUCGUUGGUUAAAUUCAACGAAUACGAGAACACGCUGGAGGACAUAAUGAACAAUCUGAACGCGUACGAGGUUGAACUUGACGAGGAAAUUAAAACUCCGAUCGAGAAAGCUGAUAUCAACAGGAGAUACGAUAACGCUCUAAGUUUACACACCAGGCUGCAGGCUGAGAAAACUAAGCUCGCGCUGGCUGUCGAGGCUUGCGGAGCUGCUGUUGCCUGCGUCUCUAGACCUGGAAGUCCUCUGGACGCUCCUCCUGUGCAGAUGCCUGCGAGAGAAGUGGAGGUCCGGGAUAAACUGGAGAAGCUGAUCAGACCGGCAUACGUGCAUCUGCUGAACGUGAGGGAGUCUAAGGGCGAGAUAGAGGAGCAAGCCCGUAAAAGAGAAGCUAUGCUGCAGUGGAUAACCGCGAAGAGAGAUUUGUGCGCGGCCCAAAGGGCCGAACCAGCCAGUAUGAACUCUCCUUACGCCGCUACACGGUGUACAGAGCUGAAAGGGAUACUCGAGAACAUCGAGGACAACCGUCGAUAUCUCGAUUCGAUAUCGGACGACGACGACGACAACGUGGAAAUUCGCCGCGAAUUGGACCUUCUCGAAACUGAACUAACGGACACUAUCGCCGCGAAACAAGAAGCCGAAGAGCUGAUUCAGAGGUAUCAACGCGAACUGGCGGAGACGAAAAUGUGGUUGGACGGAUUCCCCGCGCAACUGGACUUCGUUAUCAAGAAGUGGAACAGGCAGCAGACGAUCGAGCAGAAGAUUGCAAGCGCGAAGGACAUUACGGCGAUGUUCGAGUCGAAGAAAUCGGAGAAAUUGAACGAGAUGAACAAUCUGGCGGAGUCGGUGAAGCAAGUUGUCAGUACUUUCGACGGUUACUGCAUCACACAAGAGAUGAGACAGCUGAAGGAACGAUUCGCCAAUGCGCCGCGAGGUUUGCUGCACUUGGACAUGACAGCUCAGGGAAUCGAAGUGAUCAGGCAGGACAUCGAGGAGUCGAAAGAGUGGAUACAGCAGAAGAAGGACGAAGCUCAAGUAGCCGCGCCUGUUGGAUUCGACAGUAAACAGGCCGAGGAGAGACUUCUCGCUUUGGAGGCAACGCUGAAAGAAGCAAAGUCCGAAGAGAGCACGAUCAGCCGUUUGAAAAGACGCGUUCGAAAUAUCGCGAACGAAUUGGAGAUGGUCGAGCAACAUCAACUGUGGAACGAGACGGUAGUUUUAGGUAGAGAACUGGCACAACUCCGCACCAUUCUCAUAGAAGGAAUCUCUAGUGCGACAGCCGCAGUCGAAGCACGACGAAAGUUCGAAGGUGAAUUGGAACGAGCUCGAUCCUGGAUCAGAUCGAAGAGUAACAAUCUGAAGAAACUGAGCGGCUAUCUGCCUCUCAGAGCAUCUAAAGUUGAACAGGAUAUCGAGCAACACGGCGAACUCGAGGCUGAUAUCGAUUCCUUCAACGAGAAGGAUCUGAACGAUAUCCUGAAGCAGGGAAACAAUUUACUGAAGGAGUGUAACGGCGAGGAUCGUGAAAAAUUGGAGAAGAUUUUGGACGAAAUGAGCAAGGAUUACGAGGAGUUGAAGAGCGAGGCUCGAGAGAAACAGGCUGCGCUGUCGGAUCUUCUUCAGGGUCGAAAGUCGUUCGAAAAUGAGGUGGACAAGUGUCAAAGAUGGAUCAACGAGGCUGAAGUGGCUACUUCCUCGGAUUUGAGAACUUCUAGCAUCGACAUUUUGAGAGAACAACUUGCCAAGUACGAUCGUCUGAAGAAGGAGGCGAGCGAGUACGCAGACGACAUCGAGAAGAUCCUCCAACAAGGUAAAUCGAUUCUUCCAACGGUGAGCGACGCGGACAAGCUCGAACUGAACGAACAGCUGCAGAACAUGAAGGAGGCACACGGAAGAGUAGCCGGGAUCAUAAACGAAAGAUCGUCGGCUCUGCAGAAGAGCAUCGACGAAGCUGAGGAAUCGCUUGCACGAGUCGCCGAAGCGAUUCAAUAUAUGACAGACGUUCAGAAGGAACUUCACGAGCUUAACAAGCCGAUUGGUUCCCGCGUCGAGGACGUCGAGGCCAUGUUGGAUUCCUACGAGAGGAUUCUAGGCGAUCUGAAGGACAAGAAGGCGAAACUGUCCGAUUUGCAGUCUGUCAACGUGUCCGAUCUUCACGGUGUCUUGACUCAACAGGACGAUCUGAUAAAAGCUAUCGAGGAUCAGAUCGCGAAACUUCGACAGUUGUUGCUUCUGCGGCAGCAAUUCAUCGCUCUGAUCACGGAGAUCACUACGUUCAUCGCCAAGUACACGGAGAUCGUCCGGGACAUCGAGAACUCCGGUCAGACGAUCGAGGAGAAGAUCAAAAGAUACGACGACGCGAUACUCAAGAUCCAAGAAUGCGAGGCUACUCUGGCCAGCGCGACGGACAAGGGACAACAGAUCGCCACGGAAGGUUCGACGGCGGAUAGAAACAACAUAACGGAACAAUUACAGUCGCUGAAGCAGCAGCUACAGGGUCAGACGCAAAGGGAGCAACACGAGCUAGCAGCAGCGGAGCACAAGAGACUUGCCAACGAACUGGCUGAGAUUCUCAACUGGCUCGAGGACAAAGAGAAAGAAGUGAAAUCCAGGCCUCUUUUAGAAAGGGACCCGGCGAGCGUAGAGGAAGAAUUGAAGAAGCACAACGAGCUAUGCGAAGCUGUCAACGAACACCUUGACAGAAUUAGAAACCUGAAGAACUGUGCGCCACACGAGGAGGGAAUGCCCGGUUCGUUGAAGGAAAUGCUCAGUGAAGCAGUGUCUCUGCUGAGUUCUUUGCCAAGGGAAAUGGAGGAACGUGGCAAUUAUCUGGAGAAUAAUAUGAAAUUCAGGCAGGAGUACGCUUCUCUCACCGACGUGCUUAGAAAUUGGGUUCACGAGGCGGAGAUCAGGCUGGAGAGUGACAAGGAUGGACUCGAUUUCGAGAAUAUACUCAGCGAUCUAGAGGAGCACAAGAUUUACUUCAGCAGCGAGCCAUCGAUGCGCGAGUUGGUGUCGCAACAGAUUCAACAAGCGGCCGACAAAAUCUGGCCGUCUCUGAACACGUCCGAGCAGGAAGAAUUGAGCGCGGAGCAGCAACAGCACAUACAAUUGUUGAAGAACACCCUGAACAUCGCGAAAUCUCAACGCGCCAGAUUGGAACAAGGCGCUGAAACGUGGAAGGACUACACGCAAACGUUGGAACGAAUUCGUGCUGUCAUCCCGAGAACUAGGUUCACCGACGAGCCUGUCACGACUUUAGCUGGAUUGCAGUUCAACAUCCAGAAGAUCAUGCACGCUUUGAACGACGUACAGAAUCAACAGUUCGAAUUGGACCUAUUGAACGAACGUAGCCGCGAAGUUCUCCGAUUGGCCAACGACGACAAUAAGAAGAUCAUCGAGUCUCAAAUCUCCGAGAUCACGGAAAAAUGGAAACAGUUGGUUUCCGGUUUGGAGGGCCGCAGAGACGCUCUCGAGGCGCUUUCCAGGCACUGGGAAGACCUCGAGGGAAGAUGGUCCUCCAUCGAGACUAAAUUAAACGCCACCGAGGAGAAGAGCAAACUUUUGGACACUGUGAUUCGUUCUAAGCAACACUUGCACGACAUCCUUAAGUCUCUACGUGAGCUGGUAUCAGAAGCAGAGAAGCUGAAACCGAUGACAGAGGAAGUGAGAUCCCUCUCAGGACCUGUCCUCGCGUAUCUUUCAGCGUUCACGGAGGCUCCGGCACAAGCGCUCGAGGAGAAGCUGAACAAAUUGCAGAAUUCCGUCGAAUCGCUCGUCGACUCCCUGCGGAAGAAAUCCAAGAAGGCGGACGAGGACUUGGAGGCGUUCGAGGACGCCGAGCGUGAGAUCGAGCAGCUGAGGAAGCGUCUGAACGAGGCGCGCGAACGCGCCUCGAGCCUUUACGUAUUCGAGCCGGAUCAGGACGCUACCGAGAAGAAGCUCGACGAGUUGAGCUCGGAGGUCGAGCAACUCCUGGACACCGCGAAAAAGUUCUCAGAAAGCACUAAGGCGCGGUACCAAGCUAGCCAGCAGCUGGUACCCAGCGAUCUUGCUCAACACUUGACUGCUCUAGAGUUGUGCGCUGAAGCAACGGCGCAAGUUAUGGAGGAGAAACAGAGGGAACAGAAACGUGCUAGAACCGUCAGAUCGGAUUAUCUGACCGAUCUAGACGAGGUUCAAGCAUGGAUAAGACAGGCCGAAUUGAAGGUACAAGACAGAUCUAUCGAGCCUGUCCCGUUGAAGGAGCAAUUGAAGCAGGUGCAAGACGAGCUGGGGACGAUCAGCGACAAGCUCGAACGAUUAACGAGAAACGGCCGUGCUAUUACGGAGAACACGAGGGACGAGACGGAGAAACAGUUGAUCGACAGUACCGUGAACAGCGUGACCGAUCAGUUGAACCAAGUUAGAAAUUGGUUGGACGAGAGGAAGCAAGUGGUCGCUAACGCGAUCGACGCUUGGCAGAGAUUCUUCGCUUUGCACGAAGCGGUGAAAGCUUGGACAGAGGAGAAGAGACAGUUCCUAGUUGAGCCGUUGAAGCUCAGCACCCUCGUGCAGGCUAGGCAGAGGCUGCACGAGUACUCGACAGCCGUAAAGAGCUGCAAGGAGAUCAACAAGAAUCUCAGCGAGAUGGGUAAAGAGCUGGAGUGUGUCGGUCAGGUUUGCAGCGUGGGUGAUUUGCCCGAGAAGUUGCUCGAAGUUGAAGAGGCAAAGGUUCACGUGGAGGGUCAACUGUUGGAAAGGAACGCGUUGCUGCAAGACACUAGCGAGGAAUGGGAGCAGUGCGAGCGAAAGAUGAAGGAGGUGAAAACGUGGAUCGAGAAAGCGAAACAGUGUCUCGAAUCGGCGCAGAACAAAAAGAAACCGUUGCGGGAUCAGCACAGUAUACGUGAGAAAAUGCUGAGCGACAUAGCUAUACAGAAAACGAAAAUCAGUAUAUCGAGGGAGAAGCUUCAGGUCCAUUUCCGUGCUGGGAUCGGCGACGAUAGUAGAAUCAACGAGACCGUAGACGAGAUGUCCGCCGAGUUGGACAGCCUUCAGAACAGCGUGAAAGAACAGACCACGUCGUUAGAGGCUUGUUUAGCUCAGAUCGAUCAAUAUCAACAGGAGAUACAACAGUUGAGGCAACAGAUUAUGCAGGUGGAGCAGCAACUGAGGACACUGCUCAGCCCGACAUACCUGUCCACCGACAAGGAGAAGGCGUUGCAGGAGCAACAGAUCUAUCGGGAGAAGAUCAAGUGGUUGCAGAGUAAAAUUCGCGCGCGUACAGAAAGGUUGAAGAUUCUCGCGCAACGAGGCAUACCAGUCCCGGAAACGUUGGAUCCAUGACCGGAGUGUAGUCGGUGUUAGAGAUCGUUUAAAAAGGAAAAAUUACAAAAAAAAAAA